CAAGUACCAAAGUGACAAAAGCGUCUUCUAAGUGACAGGACCUAUUGCAAAAAGUGCAAAAUGAGUAGCGUGCCAGGUAUUCAAAAUAAGACUGUAAAGCAGUACAAGCAGUCAUUUCUGUCUGAUCCGAAAAAUAGACUUGCCAGAAAUGUAUGUUCUAAACAAGAUUUAUGGGAUGUGUGUAAAAAUCCAGAUGUUAUACAUACAACCCCUCAUGUAUACAACUGUAAGGUAUCAAAUGAGGGCAAACCAAUGACUAACCAGAAGAGCUCAGGAAGAUGUUGGAUUUUUGCCUGUUUGAAUGUUAUAAGAAGCAAAUGUAUGAGCCAGUUUAAAGUUGAGAAUCUAGAGUUUAGUCAGAAUUACCUCUUCUUCUGGGACAAGGUUGAGAGAGCUAACUACAAUCUGCAGUGUUACGUACAAUGUGCUCGUAAAGGUGAGACAGCUGAUGGUCGUUUGGUUCACCACCUUUUAUUUAAUCCUGCUGAAGAUGGAGGCCAGUGGGACAUGAUGAUAAAUCUGAUAGAGAAGUAUGGUAUUGUACCAAAAACCUGCUGCCCUGAUGCACAGAGUGCUGAAGCUUCUGUAAAGUUCAACAGGCUCAUCAAUAAUAAAAUGAGAGAGUUCUGUAACUGUCUACAAACUAUGGUAAAAGAUGGGGCAUCAGAAGCAAAGGUACAAGCAGAAAAAACCAGAAUGAUGGAACAGAUAUACAGAAUAGCAUCUACAUGUUUAGGGACACCAUUAGAGACCUUCACCUGGGAAUUCUAUGACUUAGAGAAGAAUUAUGUCAAAAUUGGACCAAUCAAACCAGUAGAUUUCUACAGACAAUACAUCAAACCAAUCUAUAAUAUGGAGGAUAAGGUGUGUAUAGUGAAUGAUCCUCGUCCAAACCAUUCUUAUGGCAAACUGUAUACAGUAGACUACCUAGGAAACAUGACUGGUGGACGACCAGUAUUAUAUAUUAAUCAACCAAUUGAAGUUUUAAAGAAGGUUACCAUAGCUUCUCUCAAAGAUGAUGAGGCUGUGUGGUUUGGAUGUGAUGUAGGCAAAUGCUUUUAUAGGCAAGCAGGCUUGCUAGAUUUAGAUAUAUUAGAUUUAGAUUUGGUUUUUGGUACCAACAUGCUGGGCAUGUCUAAGGCAGAUAGACUGAUCUAUGGAGAAUCUUUGAUGACUCAUGCAAUGACUAUUACUGCUGCACAAGUUGAAGAGGGGUCAGAAGUUAAGGCUACCAGGUGGAGAGUAGAAAAUUCCUGGGGUGAUGCUGAUGGAGAUAAAGGCUACAUAGCAAUGUCAGAUAACUGGUUUUCCGAGUUUGUCUAUGAAGUUGUGGUAGAUAAGAAACAUCUAACAUCAGAUAUAGUAGAUGUACUCAAACAAACACCAGUUGUUUUACCUGCCUGGGAUCCCAUGGGAGCACUAGCUUAAUGAAACAUUAAAAUUUAGAAGAUAAUAUUCCAGUAGUAUAUAGUGUUGUAGACUUCUUUGACUCUAAUGAUGAUUACUCUGUUGCAUUUGUACUGUCUCAUUUUAUCUAUGGGCUUUUCCAAGAAAAAGAGGACAGCAAUUCUUAAAAUCUUGUAAUCUUGAUAGGUGAUGGUCUCUGAUAAAUUUAUUAAACCAUUUACAGGAAAUAAAUGAAAAGUUUUAUCUGGUUCAGAAUACAUUGGAAAGAAACCCACCAACCACAUGAUUCUUGGAAGAGACCCACCAACAACAUGAUUCUUGGAAGAGCUCUAACUAUAAAAAUAUAUAAAUAAGACUUUCUAGUCAUUAUGUUUUUGAAAUAAUGGUAGUCAUGCAUACUAAUUUUAGAUAAAUUAAAAGUGUUAUAUUUAAAAAAAAAGAGCCUAUCCACCAGUUUCAAAGGAUACAAUAUAGUACAUUCUUUCCUCUAGGACACAUUUUCAUUAAAAUAAAUCUUCAAAUGAAGCAAAAACAAUGGAUAGAGUGGCAAAUGGCACAUUCCACUUCUAAUUAUUAACCACUUCUUUGCCACACUUCUCUGAACUUCAAAAUAGGAUUACUUAUACAGUGGAGUAUGGUAAAUCAGCCCAUGUGGUAAAUCCACCAAACCUUCCAAAUAUUUCCUUUUAUAUGUCAUUACCAUUGUAGCCUAUAUUUGUGUGCCUAAUAUUUUUAUGAAUUUCUAGAAAAUGUAUACUAGGUAUACAAUAAAUUACUUCAAUAAGGUCUCAACUGAGUAUCAAAAAUACAAAUUUCUAAAGGUAGUCUUUUUUAUUUCUUGUUUUUUAAGAUAUUGGUCAUGGCUUUAAACAUGUUUUCCAUGGGAAAAUGUAUAUUCCAAUAAACUAUCAAUAUAUACUUACAAAUGUAUUGUUUUUGUUUUUUGUACAAUAAUAUUAUUGCUUUCUUGCUGUCACAUUAAAUUAAAAAAGAUAAUUAUAAUGUUUAUACUUUGCUAUAUUUAACACCCCAAACAAUUUUUUUUAUUAAAAUUAUAUUAAAUGAAGAUAACACAUCUAAAUUAACAAAUUGGUGGAUAUGGCCUUAAUAUUUGAAUUAUAGAGUAUAGAUAUAUAUCUGAAACAUGGUAAUCCUAUCUAUACCAAGUCCUAGCUAUAGUCUUGAUGUAAGAGAAUGAUGGUGUUGUGAUAUUCAUUUAAAUAUGCUCAGGGUGCAAUUAUAAUCAGAAUUUUAUAAUGGAGAACAUUGCUUAAGUAUUUAUUAUUAUAUCCAAGUGCUAACGGAUUGGACUUUUUGUAAUAUGAUAUGCACCAUUUAUUAUUUAUUAUUUUGGAAGAUUAGUUUAAAACUGUUACUGUAGCUGUCUUGUAUAAAUACCUAUUAAAUUAUUUAUAUAUGAAUUACACAUAUAACAGUAGUGCAAUUUUGAUACACAUAUCAGUGUACUUGUGAUUAAAAUCAUUUAUUUAUUUGAAAAUGACAAACACACAUACUGUGUUGCAUAUUUGGUUGAAGAAUUAAAAUAGUACUAGAGACAUUUUUUCAGCAUUAAAUAUAUAACUCUGUAAUUACUUAACAUAUAAUAAAUUAGACAAUCCUUGUUCUCUUUAAA
Messenger RNA from Mytilus californianus (California mussel), 3040 nucleotides. Its product is annotated as bleomycin hydrolase-like. NCBI's taxonomy places the organism in Eukaryota, Metazoa, Mollusca, Bivalvia, Mytilida, Mytilidae. Gene Ontology annotation, cellular component: cytoplasm. The transcript has 11 exons. The coding region runs from base 61 to 1428 and encodes 455 amino acids. Gene Ontology annotation, molecular function: cysteine-type aminopeptidase activity. Gene Ontology annotation, biological process: L-homocysteine catabolic process; proteolysis; response to toxic substance. The record is from RefSeq and is a predicted model, not a curated record.